GCCACGUCUUUUCAAACCAGACGUCUGUUUUUGAAAGCAUUUAGUUUUUUCAUGACGUUGACUCAAAGUUUUUUGUUUUGGAACGGUAUUUCAUGUUAAAUGGAUGUAUUUGCCAGAAGAGUAGCAUCGAAAUUACUUUUAACCAAACUGAAACUGCUCAACGUGAUGCAGGCCAGGUCCGCAAAUUCCUUGGCUGAAACUUUGGCUUCAAAAGACAAGAAUCAAGUGAAUCUACUUUAUGGAGAACAUUUGAUUAUAGUGGAUGAAAAUGACAAACCAAUUGGCAGUGCAUCAAAGCUAGAUUGUCAUUUGAACAGUGAAGGCCCUCCACUUCACAGAGCUUUUUCCGUUUUCUUUUUUAAUGAAAAGAACGAGCUUUUGAUGCAGAGAAGAUCAAAUGCUAAAGUCACAUUUCCUGGUUAUUAUACCAACACAUGUUGCAGUCAUCCGCAAAAUAAUAAAUUUGAGAUGGAAGAAGCAGACGCAAUUGGCGUGAAACGAGCAGCACAACGCAAAAUGACCCAAGAAUUAGGAAUCUCAGCAGAACAAUUUCCUCUCAAAAAUAUAAAUUAUGUGACAAGAAUUUUAUAUAAAGCUCCUUGCAGUGAUACAUUCGGAGAACAUGAAAUUGACUAUGUUCUUUUUGCAAAGGGGAAUGUAGAUGUUAUCAUUAAUGAAAACGAAGUUAGCGAAGUAACUUACGUUCCAUAUGGCGGAAUGGAUGCUUUUGUGAAAAAUUGUGAAAGUAGAGGAAUACCAAUUACACCUUGGUUCAAGCUUAUUAUGGAAUCACAAUUGAAUACUUGGUGGAGAGACAUUGAUAACAUACAUGAACAUUUUAAUCAUAAAGCUAUAACGAAGUUUUAGUGAUAAAGUCUUUUUGCGAGACAAACUAAUUAUGCAUCUUCUAUGCUUUGGCAUAGAAUGCUAUAUGCAUAAAAGAUGUUGUAGCAAUAUUGAAUAUAACUAUUCUUCCAACAAAUAUAUCCCCAAAGGUGUGAUACUAAUUGUUUGUAUAUGCAUUCAUUAUUUUUUUAUCAUUGCUGAAGUAUGCUUGUCUGAAGGAUUCAGACUUAGUUUUGUUAUUUAUAUGCUAAUGUGAAUAACUGAAAAAAGUUUUUCACUAAUCUUUAAAAUAAAUCAACUUAUGAUCACCAAAUGCCAAUCGUGCGAAUCUAUAAUUCACUUUACUCUAUGUAAAGAACAGAGUGCAGUUGAUUUUUUAUUUUGGAAUCUAGGUGCACUAUUUAAAAUUUCCAGAUACAGACUGCUACAUAUUACUCAUGCCAGUGAUUUUGUUUACUGCUUUAUUUACCAAGGCGCAAAUAAAGCUUGAUUAAGCUUUCAACUCGCUGAAAAUAUAACUGAUUUUCUGCAUAUUGGGCCUAUUUUCAUUUUGCCUAUUGUAGCCGCACAUGUUGCACUUACAUUUACUGUGUCACAAACAUAUUUUUGUUUAAUACUAGUGCAUGAAAUUGGGAACAUGUUAUUUGACACUUAUGUGUGUACACCUGCAUGUGUCAGGGUUCUGAAUGAUGAACAAUCAAAAAUUUUCAUUAUGCGAAUAUUACCAAUUUACCACCUGUGAAUUUGUCCAAUUUGUUUGUGACCUCUUGCAUUUUACCCUAUAUCAAUCAUGAAUAAUAUUAAUAAAUUGCACAGGUGUGUAACUUGUAUUUCUUGUUCAGGAUUGGGAUAUAUCCUGUUUU
Messenger RNA from Styela clava, 1709 nucleotides. Its product is annotated as isopentenyl-diphosphate Delta-isomerase 1-like. Gene Ontology annotation, molecular function: isopentenyl-diphosphate delta-isomerase activity. Lineage: Eukaryota; Metazoa; Chordata; Ascidiacea; Stolidobranchia; Styelidae. The record is from RefSeq and is a predicted model, not a curated record. Gene Ontology annotation, cellular component: cytoplasm. Gene Ontology annotation, biological process: isoprenoid biosynthetic process; isopentenyl diphosphate biosynthetic process.